Messenger RNA from Adineta steineri, 1146 nucleotides. Lineage: Eukaryota; Metazoa; Rotifera; Eurotatoria; Adinetida; Adinetidae. The record is from the annotation of a GenBank genome assembly.
AUGUUAUGUCGACAAGAGUUCAUGUUAUUAUUUCUAACCUUUAUAUUAAUUUUACCAUUAUAUGCUGAACGAAAAUCAUCUUUUCGAAAUACAUUUUCAUGUUUUAAAUGUACACAUCAUGAUAAACCACAAGAAAUUAAAGAAGCAGCAUGUAUGAAAAAAUUUGAUUCAAGUAAAUAUACACAUGAAGAAUGUCAAAGUGAAAAUGGACCAGGUAAAUGUCUUAAAUCGUAUGAAAAAACUGAAGCACGUACAAAAAAACAAAUUGAAGAAGAUGAACGAUCUGUAACAAUACGAAAAUGUGUAUCACAAGGUGAACUUGAUUUUUUAAAAAAUGUACGAAAUAUUGAUACAAGUGAUGGAUGUCAUACAAUGCGUUCAACUAAAACAAAACAUAAAACAGCUCGUACUCAUGGUGAAAGUACGAAACAUAGACCAUUACAUGAUAUGAUAUUAGCAAGAAGAAGAGGACAAAAGAAAGUAUUUUUAACAAAUUCACAAAAAUCAGUCUUCGAAUUACACGGAGAAGAUGAAAAUCAGAAGCCGCCACCAUAUACAUAUUACACGACAAUAAGAUAUGAUAGCAAUAAUAUACCUGCAGAGAAAAAUACUCCAAGAAAACCUGUAAAACAACAACCAAGUCCACAACCUUCUAUUCGACAUCAAGAACCGUCUCAACUUAAUCAUAAACCAAUACCCGUGCCACAACCAGUGCCUGUACAAAAACGAACACCUGUACCACAACCAGUGCCUGUAGCAAAACCAACACCUGCAGCAAAACCAAUACCUAUAGCACAACAAACUACACCAGUACCUCAUAAAACUGUUGAAAUAGCACCGAAACAAGUUGUAAAUAAGAAUCCUCCUACUCAACCAGCUGUGCCUGUUACUAAACAACGUGUAGAAGUGGUUUCACAAUCUGUUCAACGACAGACAGUUAAUGCAAAAGUAGCGGAGAUAAAACAAGAACGAAGACCUGUUAAAUUUACUGAUUCAAAUCAACCGCAAGUAGAACAACAACAUGCUGAACCACAAAAUCUAACACAUGUUCCUGUUAAUAAUUCUACUCGAAAAGGAGCUGUAGAAACUCUAGUUAAUUCAGUUGUGAUACAACCAAAUGGUAAUAAACCAAAACAACAAAAAUAA